This is a messenger RNA of Porites lobata, 2705 nucleotides long. NCBI's taxonomy places the organism in Eukaryota, Metazoa, Cnidaria, Anthozoa, Scleractinia, Poritidae. The record is from the annotation of a GenBank genome assembly.
AUGGCUCGCAACUUGGAAAUGGCAGUGGGGCUCCACAAGGGCCACAAAACAACGAAGACAGUGCAAAAGCCCAAACCAUCUAGGAGGAAAGGGGUGAGGAGGCUAGAUUUAGUGAUUGCAGCUUUUUUUAAAUCCAAAUCUUGAUGUCUGAUCUGCAAAGGGCAGUGCAGCCCAUGUUCAGCAGAUAUGUAUAUGUGCUGUGCUCAUGCUGUGUGCGCUAAAAAACAGUGCGGUGAAUUUGUGCUGGUGAUAUGAAAAUAAAAAAUGUUCAAAUGUUUAAUGGGGCCUGGCCUGGGCCUUCCAAGGCAAGCGUAAAGGCCUUUGUGUUGUCGGGAAGGUUGUUCCAUUGUUUAAUGGACCUAUCAGCUUCUUUAGUUUGAGUGACCAUCGGAAUAAGACCUAAAAGCACAAGGGAAAAAGCCGCUAGAGAAAGAAGCUAUGUGUGCUAUCCUGUCUGCAGAGUAUGGCAGAACUCGACAAGAUCUCACACAUGCAAGUCCGUUUUAAGGCCCUUAUUGCUUAUAUAUUUUUAAAAAAACUUGUGCAUGCACCUGCCAUACUCUGCAGACUGGUUUGCUAUUAUUCCAUCAUAUAAGAUAGCAUCAUUCACUAAGUUCAGUUCAGUGUCCACAAUAGACCCUUCCAGGGUUUUUACAAGAUUUGGUGUGGAUCAUAUGGCAAAGUCUGUAAACAGAUUAGUUUAGUCAGUAGAGUUACUUGACCACAGAGCAGCAGGUUGUGGGAUCAAUUCCCAGGGCCGAACAAAUACUCAGGGUCUCAAAAUAACUGAGAAAUGAAGGUACAUGUACUGCCUUUGCCCUGCCAACAGCUAAACCUUCGCAUGGCUUUGAUGGUGAUCCUGUCUGAGUCCCCAGUGGGAGACAGGAUGUGCUAAAUACAUUGAAACUCGAAUAAAGUAAAAAAUUUUUAACGUCGCUGAAAAGAACGCCUUAACGUCAGUGAACUUGCUAAGUUUGAAAGUGAUGUGUGUAAAGCAGGUGAACAUAUAGCUCCCUAAAGUCAUUAACUUUACUGUCAUUUAAAUCGUGGGAGCAAGUUGGUGCUUCUACCAUACCAGUCUCCAUAAAAUUUGGGGACUUUGCAGAGCUAUGUCUGUGUUCCUUUUUUAUCAAAUCACACUCAAACGUGGCAAUAAUAUUGUACUAUAUUUUAGGCUCUCUUUUCAGCAGUGUUGGCGGUUUCUGUAAACAGUCCAUGUCAACAGUUUAAAUCACAUUGGAAGGGUCUAUUGACCUCAGAUGAGACAUUUUCUGUCUUACAUUAUGAGAAGCAGGGAUUUCAGAUUUCUGGAACUAGUUCAUUAAGAGUGCCUAGUGCCCAGAGGCUCUCCCAUAUUAAUUCUUAAACACUAGUAAACUUACUCAUAGAUUGCUUAUCACAAUAAGUUGCCUGAUCCGUAGAGGCUGGUCAGCAAAUAAGGUCAGUGGGUAUAGGAUUCUGCUCACGGUUUUAUGUCAUUUUUGUGAUAUUUUUUGUUUUGCUUCUUUUUUUAGGCAAGUAACAAAAGGGUAAAAUUUAUCCGAGAUCUUGUACGAGAGGUUGUUGGAUUUGCACCUUAUGAGAAACGUUGCAUGGAAUUGCUCAGAAUUGGCAAGGACAAAAGAGCUUUGAAAUUUGUUAAAAAGAGGGUAAGAGAUCUUUCUCUCCAGUUCAGAUCAGUACAUUGUAUAUUGUUUGAUUAGUUGUCCUUCACUAACCUUGUACCACAAGUGAUUUAUGCACGCAGGAAGACUUUGCUGAUUUGAUACCACCAAAUUUUCCUCAAAUAAAAUAAUAGGUUCCUACCACAAUUAUUGCAGGUGUAUAGACCACUCAUAUAAGGGAAUAGACUUAUUUAGAAUAUACUAAAAAAACUUGGGAUAUCCUGUGCUAUUCACCUCUGAGCAACAAGCAGUGCCAAACUUGCGUAAGUUAGGAGCAAAAUGGCUUCCUGGUUUGUUACUGCAACAAACAAAGAAAUUUCACAAAUUUAACAAAGAAGAUGUUCUCGAAAACACGAAGGAGGCGACAAAAUUCAGUUUGGCAGUUUUUACAAGUAAAGCUUAUUAAUUGAUGAAACUAGUAAAAGAGUUUUUGUUUGCAAAAUUAAUGUUGUGUUACUUUAUUCAGCUGACAUGUUCAAAAAUAGGCUUAAAUUGAAUUUAAAGGUUUUUAUUACAGAAUGGUUUCAAACACAGAAAGUAUUCACAACUGGUGUUGAAUAAAUCUCCUUGCAAGAGCUAAACAAAUGCCUUCAAAGGCUUUAUUUGUCGGCAAGAAAAUGUGAAGGCCAUUUAGCCAAGUGCACACCAAAAUUAUUGUAAUCUUUGUUAGUAAUAAAUGUGUUAAAAAUUAUCAACAUUUUUGGGCUCAGUUACCUCACUGUUUCAGUGUAUUCUAAAACAAUUAUUCACAUCAGUGCCGGUGGCUAGUGGUGGAUAAUUUACCUUGAGCCAACUCCGUUUCAGUGAAUAACUGUUAUUUAAAAUCCAGUGAACUUGUAGGCACUUUUGUCACUGAAAGAAAAAAUGCUUUUAGGCAAGUGUGAUAAGGGUGGUAAAAGAGUUCAAACCAGUAUUUUAUUACCAGAGGAAGCUAAUUGGAUGCAUGUUAAUUUUUAGCUUGGAGGUCACACCCGUGGAAAGAGAAAGCGGGAAGAAAUGCAAAGUGUUAUUGCUGCCAUGAGGAAGCAACAACAACAUUAA